Molecule: messenger RNA, 1130 nt
Organism: Calliphora vicina (urban bluebottle blowfly)
Lineage: Eukaryota; Metazoa; Arthropoda; Insecta; Diptera; Calliphoridae
Exons: 3
Coding region: 308-997 (229 amino acids)
Source: RefSeq, a predicted model, not a curated record
ACAACACACAACAGAGAAAUAAAUAAAAAUAAAAGAGAAAACACAUAAACACAAGGGGGAAAAAUACAGUUUUUCAUUUUAUCCCCAACGCGACACAACGCAAUCGAAAAUUUAAUACAAAAUAAACCCCAACUCCCCAAUUUGCAAACAGCGUUUUUGUAUUUUCGCGCAAGUCGUAGACACUGUUGCAGUUUGACAGCAAAAUAUUGUUGAGAAAACAAAGUCUGCGCAAUUUAAGAGAAAACAAUAGUGAAAUCAACAAGAGAAUACUCAUUUAAUAUUGGCCAAUUGGCCAGUUUCUCUUAACAUGACUCCAGCAGAAAAUGCCACUGAUGACGAAACACAUUUUUUGGAUUUAAAUGAUGACUGUCUGGUGGAAAUAUUAAAAUAUUUAAACAUUCAUGAAACAUUUUCAUUGUUGGGUUGUGUUUGCAAACGAAUUGAUGAAAUUAUUUACGAAAGACUGGCUUUGGUAAAACAUUUAACCAUUAAUCUAAGAGAUCCACCAACAUUUACCAGCCACCAAUUACAAAUUAUUGGUCGAAAUUUAAAAAGUCUUUACAUUAGUGCUGGUUACUCUUUGUCUUCACCUCUAACUCUCAAUUAUCUGGAUCCCAUCUGUAGCCAGGAUACUCUCCAAUUUCUGACUCUACAUUACGUUCAAUUCGAUGAAAAUUAUCAAAAAUGUAUCAUGAAUGUAGCAGCUCAACUACAAUUUUUAGAUUUAAGUUAUUGCCAAUUAACUGAUGAUUUGCUGCAGCCUAUUUUAGAGAAAUGUGACAAUCUUAGAGCCCUGACAAUUUUUGGAAAUUAUAAUUUAAGAUGUGUAUCGUUAGGUGGCUUAAAAUCGGGACAUUUAAAGGAACUUAAAGUCGAACAGAAUUCGAAUUGUAAACGUGAAAUAGAGAAAUUUAUUGCGAAAAAUCCCGAGGUCACGGUGACGAUUUUUGCCAUUGGAUAUUUGGGUCACAUAAACUCCAAGGUAUAUCACGAUUGAUCUGUGUUAAUUCCUAUGUAAUAAGUGGUAUUGAUUUGUCUCCAAUAAAAAAAUGUAAUAAGCUAAAUAUAUAAACUGUUUAAUGGAAAUAAUAACAUAAAUACAUUUUUAUAACUUUAAAUGUUAAAAAAUA